CAGCUGUACGCUUUUCCGUGUUUUUACAGACCCGAAACUCUAUAAAUAAUGAACUUGAUUAUUAAUCCAACACAAGUGCAUUGCCACAAACUUGAUUAUUAACACCACCAAUCACUUGACAAUUUACAUUCAAUCAAGUACAAGACAUGAGCAAAACACUAGCUAUAUGGUUCUUUCUGUUGUUCAGCAUUCUCACGUAUUCAGCUUACGGAAGCACAUGCACUGAAGAUACUGGAGAUUUUAGAACCUCCAAGCCAGAACAAAAGGAGCCUAAACCAAUGCACGGUAUGAUCAUGGGAUCAAGCAAACCUUGCAGUCAAAGAAAAUUUCCAGAAUUGCAUGCUGCCAGAUAUACAAGGAUUUCUCGGUUAGGAAAAGCAGUUUAUAGAGGACCAAGCAACUUAAGGCCCCGCAAUGUUCGGAAUGCAUCAAACUCCAAUUCAAUCAAACCUCCAUCCUUAUUCAUGGCGGCACUUGGGCAUCUGGUUUUUGGACUGCUUUUAGUUCCUUGCUUCUAUCGAAUUACUUAGACCUGAAUCUUCAUCUUGUUACCAUUACCAUGGCACCCAAAAGAUAAUAUAAUUUUCUCGCUA
Molecule: messenger RNA, 593 nt
Organism: Glycine soja
Lineage: Eukaryota; Viridiplantae; Streptophyta; Magnoliopsida; Fabales; Fabaceae
Exons: 2
Coding region: 147-530 (127 amino acids)
Source: RefSeq, a predicted model, not a curated record